UAGGUAAAAUUUUUGAUGGAAAUCAGUCUCCCCCCUUCAUAACCCUCUCCAUAAUCCUCGUCAGGAAACACAUAACACUGAAACUCAAAACGACUGGGUUUCGCCAAUUAUGGCUGGAAAAAGAAGAAAAAAGACGAAGUUGCUGUCUGAAACAGGAAGAGGCAACAGACAAGUUUCAAAGGGGCAGAGAGAUGCGCAACUAACACAAUCGCAGCUCCCAACAGAGAUUUUGGAAGUUAUUUUUUCUAAGUUAAGCUUGAGGGACAAUAUUCGUGCUUCUGCUGUUUGCAGAGAAUGGCUAGCUAUUGCUGUUUCUGUCAGAAUGGCCAAUAAGCCUCCAUGGCUUAUGUUCUUCCCAAAAUACGGAAACUUGUACGAGUUCUAUGACCUUUCUCAGCGCAAAACAUAUUGGCUUGAGUUGCCAGAGCUAGAUGGUUCUAGGGUUUGCUGUGCCAAGGAUGGUUGGUUGCUGCUAUACAAACCUAGAACGCAGUCCAUAUUUUUCUGUUGCCCUUACACGCGGGAAUUUAUCAAUUUGCCUAAGCUAGAAUUAAUGUACCAGAUAAUUACUUUCUCUGCUGCUCCAACAUCUCCUAGCUGUAUCCUUUUCACAAUUAAGCAUGUCAGCCCCACCAUAGUCGAGGUUAGCACGUGUCGUCCUGGGAAAACUGAAUGGACCACUGUGAACUGCCAAAACCGUCUACCAUUUGUUAGCAGCAUUUGGAAUAAGCUAGUUUACUGCCAGGGUCUUUUCUACUGUUUGAGUCUCACUGGAUGGCUUGGGGUUUAUGACCCUGAAAAAAGCACUUGGGCUGUUCAUUCUGUGCCACCUCCUAAAUGCCUAGAGAAUUUCUCUGUCAAGAAUUGGUGGAAAGGCAAAUUUAUGGCAGAGCAUAAUGGAGAUAUUUUUGUCAUAUACACUUGCGCUGCAACAAACCCCGUGAUUUAUAAGUUGGACCAGACAAAUAAAGUAUGGGUUAAGAUGCGAACUUUGGGAGGCAUGGCACUAUUUGCUAACUUUUUGUCUUCCCAUGCUAGGACAGAUCUUCUUGGAACAAUGACAAACAAUGUCUACUUUUCAAAGGUUCGAUUUUAUGGAAAACGGUGUGUUUCAUAUUCACUCAACAAUGGGAGGUACUAUCCGCGGAAGCAACAUUAUGAUUGGGGGGAACAAGAUCCUUAUGAGAGUGUUUGGAUCGAACCGCCUGAAGACCUCUCAACAUUUCUUUAAUGGUAGCAGUUAUAGCGUUCAAAGUAAGUUAUCCCUCAUGUAGUUCGCCUAUUUUAAUAUCAUUUAUUCUAAUUUAUUCCAUAAUGUAAUCAGUAUGUAGACUACAGCUACAUUUUGAAAUAUUGCUGUAAUAGUACAUGAUUCUGAGCCGUGACAUUAGAGAAUUACUCCAUAUUUUCUUCAUUAAAAGAUUUUUCUGCUUUUUCUGUUGCACCA
Messenger RNA from Salvia splendens (bonfire salvia), 1447 nucleotides. RefSeq names its product F-box/kelch-repeat protein At1g57790. Gene Ontology annotation, molecular function: protein binding. The transcript is spliced from 2 exons. Bases 110 to 1231 code for a protein of 373 amino acids. NCBI's taxonomy places the organism in Eukaryota, Viridiplantae, Streptophyta, Magnoliopsida, Lamiales, Lamiaceae. The record is from RefSeq and is a predicted model, not a curated record.